Dothidotthia symphoricarpi CBS 119687 is the source of this 2769-nucleotide messenger RNA. RefSeq names its product DUF1212-domain-containing protein. The coding region runs from base 1 to 2769 and encodes 922 amino acids. Lineage: Eukaryota; Fungi; Ascomycota; Dothideomycetes; Pleosporales; Dothidotthiaceae. Gene Ontology annotation, biological process: transmembrane transport. Gene Ontology annotation, molecular function: transmembrane transporter activity. The transcript has 4 exons. The record is from RefSeq and is a predicted model, not a curated record.
AUGGACCCCUUUCAAGAUCCCGCUCCGUCCGGAUUGCAAGCCCACCACGACGACCUCAUGUCUUCCACUCCAGGACGAAAACGCGUUGGUUUUACUGCAGAAGCACCAGUAACCCGACCUGUAAAUGUGCAUUCUCCUGAGCAGCAGGAUACAGGCUCGAAUGGCCACAACACUCCCCUCCAAAGAUCGGACGUAUCACAGGAUGAGCUUCAUCGGUUAGGAGAGUCCAUUCGACUAGCACUCGGUGAUGAGUACCCUCAAAGCCCUCAACCACCCGUUGUGCCGUUACGCGAUGUUCAGAAACCUCGGCCUGCAAUACGGAAAGCUGGACGCACACCCCCGGAGUUCUUUCUGAACGAUGAGCCUAACCCUUUCGACGAUGAGAUGUCCAGCACGCCAUCCGUUGGAGCCCAUGCUAAGGAGAGGUCUGGGCUUGAAGCUCAGCGACGAGCAGCAAAGCUAUCCAAGUCGGUUGGCACCUACUCAGCUCCAAUAUCUCGUCGCAACUCACAAGAAAUCAUGUCCCCGAUGUCACCAACGUCACCAAUGUCACCAUCGAUUGAACUACAGAAUAUACCGCACUACAAAGCCGAAGCGAAGCCCGUCGACGAUGCAGACGAUGAUCCGCAGUUCAUGAAGCGCGCGUCUAUGAUUCUUCGCCAGCAUACAGUUCACGCCCAUACGGCCCCCACACUCAACCCUGAAGACUUUUAUCACACCGAAGCGCCACUCCGCUCUGGACAGGUGACACCUCGUGACCUUGAGGUUGAAGAUGAGCACGUCACAAGACCCAUCAAGUAUCGAACAGGCGUGCUCGGAACGCUUCUACAAGUAAACAACGCCGCCCAAGCUCCCACACGGCCUAGUCACAUUCGAAACUUCAGCAAUGGCACCUUCAGCGGCGCAUCAACGGUUGGUAAUACACCCAGCUCGUCACCUCCAGCAUCAGGUUACUCAACUCCCCGCACACCCGGAAAACCCUGGUUUGGUCGCCUCCAAAGCAGUAACUCUGCCUCUUCCAUUGGACAGCUGGUUGGAUCAUCUGCUAACUCUCUCGCGCGACCUGCGCAACGAGAGUUGGGCAAUGAAUUCGAAGAGCAGUACAAAAAAGCUCGUCCGGGUAUGGGCAAGCGAGCAAAGUCUGACGAAUCGGUCUUGGGGUUCAAGAAGGCCAGCAAACGCCGCGAGCAUGACAUGAAGAUCAAGAUCCACCUUGCUGGCACAUUGGCAAGGCAGAACUACCUUCGCAAGCUCUGCAAGGCCCUGAUGAUGUACGGAGCGCCCACACAUCGACUGGAAGAGUACAUGAACAUGUCGGCUCGCGUACUGGAGAUCGAAGCACAAUUUCUAUACAUGCCAGGAUGCAUGAUCAUCGCUUUUGACGACUCUUCGGUCCACACCAGUGAGGUUAAGCUCGUCCGGACAAAUCAGGGUGUCGACCUUGGUAAGCUGCGCGAUGUGCAUGAGAUCUACAAAGAAGUCGUACAUGAUCGCGUUGGCGUCGAAGAAGCGACACCUCGGCUGGACGCCAUCAUGACACGCAAAGACAAGUACAACCGCUGGUUGAGAGUCCCGGUAUACGGACUAGCAUCCGCUACUGUUGCUCCAUUCGCUUUCAAUGCUCGAUGGAUCGAUUUGCCGUUCUGCUUUCUGCUAGGUUGCAUCAUUGGGUGGCUGCAACUUGUUGUGGCCCCUGGAAAUGACUUGAUCAGUAACGUAUUCGAGAUCGCCGCUGCUGUCAUCACGAGCUUCAUCGCACGUGCUCUAGGAUCGAUCAGGCAUAACGGCACGGAAUUGUUGUGUUUUAGUGCGAUGGCACAGGCCAGUAUUGCGCUCAUCCUACCUGGUUUCAUGGUUCUCUGCGCGUCGCUUGAGCUUCAGAGCAGGCAUAUCGUAGCCGGCUCUGUACGCAUGGUAUAUGCCAUCAUCUAUUCCCUAAUCCUUGGCUUCGGAAUCACCAUAGGUACCGUAUUGUACGGCAUGAUGGACAGCAACGCCACGUCAAGAACGACAUGUCAUGAGCCGAUGUCAUCAAAUUACUACUACCUUUUCGUUCCCGCUUUCGCCAUCUGCCUCCAGAUCGUCAACCAAGCCAAGUACAAACAAAUGCCCUCCAUGACUGUCAUUGCUUUCAUUGGAUGGGUCGUCAACUUCCACAGUUCCAAGUACUUCAAGAACAACGCGCAGAUCAGUAACACCGUUGGCGCUCUGGCAAUCGGCAUUGCAGCUAAUGUACACGCUCGGUUCGGUCGUUAUGUGGAGAACUGGUGCCUAGAUACCUGGGAGAACACGCUGCGCCCUCACUUCAUCAAGUUCCAGAAGAUGUGGAGGCGAAACCGCCACGGAUCCCAGCGUUCAGCCUCGAAGCUCGAGCGCUCCGAGUACAGCAGUACCCACAAUGGCAGCCAUCCAGGCUCCUCAGCCAGUUCGAUCAGCGACUUCACACCACAUGCACGCAAAAUCGGCUACGGUCUCGCCGCAGCCGCUAUGCUACCAGCGAUCUUCGUCCAGGUCCCAUCGGGUCUCAGUGUACAGGGCUCCCUUGUAUCUGGCCUCGCUUCCGCCGAUUCGAUUACACGCAACAGCACGGGCAAUGCCACAGUUAUCAGCACAGUGGAUUCCACCACUAGUAACAGUCUCAAUUCCAUUGCACUGAAUGUCGGAUUCUCGGUUGUGCAGAUCGCCAUAGGUAUCACAGUGGGAUUGUUCUUAGCUGCGCUACUAGUUUACCCUCUGGGGAAGAGGAGGUCUGGGUUGUUCAGCUUCUAG